Messenger RNA from Tetranychus urticae (two-spotted spider mite), 2425 nucleotides. Its product is annotated as 5-taurinomethyluridine-[tRNA] synthase subunit MTO1, mitochondrial. Gene Ontology annotation, cellular component: cytosol. NCBI's taxonomy places the organism in Eukaryota, Metazoa, Arthropoda, Arachnida, Trombidiformes, Tetranychidae. Gene Ontology annotation, molecular function: flavin adenine dinucleotide binding. The record is from RefSeq and is a predicted model, not a curated record. Gene Ontology annotation, biological process: tRNA methylation; tRNA wobble uridine modification.
AAUUUAGUUUAAAAACACAAACUUAAUUUUGUUCCUUUUGUGAUCCAAAUGUUUUGAUUUCUCAACGCAAUUUACAUGGUUAGACCUCGAUAAAUUAACCAUCUCUUUUAUGUUUAAUUAGUAUUUGCUAAGAGGCAAGAAUCUUUUCUGCCCGUGUAAGGAAUAUGAUGAGUUUUUCCAGUCUAGUCUCAUCAUCUGAUUUUUCACUGUUAUACCUCUUAAAUCAUCAGCUUAUUCAUUAUAUUUUUGUUAAACUAUUGAUUGUUGUGAGUAAAUUCUAUCAAAAACGAUCGAGUUUGUUGGAACUUCAAGUUUAAAUUGUGACUCAUUAGUUAUCCGACGGAUCUCAAAUUAUUUAUUUUUGUUUUGGAAGAAAUUUCAAAUAGUCAAGUCAUGUUGAGAGUUUCUUGUAGAGUUUUUUAUCAUCCGAAAGUUUCAUUCUCCAGUAAACCUUAUUACGAUGUUAUUGUGAUUGGAGGAGGACAUGCUGGAACAGAAGCUGCAUGGGCUGCUUCUAAUAUGUCCGCAACGACUUUACUUUUGUCUCAAAAGCUAUCGACAAUUGGUGAGAUGUCAUGUAACCCUUCGUUUGGUGGAAUCGGAAAAGGUCAUCUUCUUCGUGAAAUUGAUGCUUUAGAUGGCAUAUGUCCGAGAAUCUGUGACAUUUCUGGGAUGCAGUAUAAAUACCUAAAUCGACGUAAAGGUCCCGCUGUUUGGGGCCCUAGAGCCCAAAUUGAUAGAAAACUUUACAAAACCAAUCUUCAACGAGCAAUUUUCAAUAAACCCUAUUUACAUGUUAAAGCUGCAUCGGUUGAAGAUUUGAUUGUAGAAAAAAGUAAAGAUGGCGAAAAAUACAUCUGCAAAGGAGUCAUUACAUCAGAUGGACAAAAAAUCGAAAGCUCAUCGGUAAUUAUUACAACAGGAACCUUUCUUAGAGGCAUGAUAUUGCUUGGAUUGGAAAGAUUUCCAGCUGGUCGAAUGGGUGAUAAACCUUCGAUUGGUCUCGCUCAAACUUUGGAAAAACUCGGCUUGAAGAUGGGUCGAUUAAAAACUGGGACACCUCCAAGAUUAGACUUGAAGACUAUUGAUUUUUCCCGCUUAGAAUACACUCUAGGUGAUGAUCCACCUAAUCCUUUUUCGUUCCUGAACAAAAAAGUCUGGCUAUCGGCAUCUGAUCAAGUCAAAACUUAUUUAACCUACACAUCUCCCGAAACAGCUAAGGUUGUUCAAGAUAAUAUUCACCUUUCAAGGCACAUACAUGAAGAGAUAACUGGUGUUCGUUAUUGUCCUUCCAUAGAAGCAAAAGUUUUGAAGUAUCCUGAAAAUAGUCAUCAAAUUUGGCUUGAACAAGAAGGUUUCGACUGUGAUAUUGUGUAUCCCAAUGGUUUAGCACAAGGAUUUCCAUUUGAUGUACAGGCCAAAGUUAUUAACUCUAUUCCUGGUUUGGAAAAAACUCGACUCACUAGACCAGGCUACUCCAUUCAAUAUGAUCAUAUUGAUCCUCGUCAGUUGAAACCUUCAUUAGAAUUAUACAAAGUUUCCGGAUUAUUUCUUGCUGGUCAAAUAAAUGGUACAACUGGAUAUGAAGAGGCAGCUUCUCAAGGUAUUAUUGCUGGCAUUAAUGCAGCUUCUAAAGCACAAUCGAAAGAACCAUUCAUUGUUUCUCGGACAACUGGUUAUUUGGGGGUUUUAAUUGACGAUCUGACUACUCUUGGAGUGAUUGAGCCUUAUCGCAUGUUUACAGCUAGAGCAGAAUUCAGACUUUUCAUGCGUCCAGAUAAUGCUGAUUUACGUUUAACUGAGCAAGGUUAUAAACAAGGUUGUGUUUCACAAAAACGAUACGAAAUAUUUUCUGAAACUAAAGCUGAAAUUGAGCGCUGCAAGGAGUUACUGAAGAGUAUUAAAAGAAAAAGUAAAGAAUGGACUGAAUUAUUAGCUGACAAUAUCCUCUUCGCAUUUAGAGGAAACACAAAAAGUGCUUAUGAUAUUAUGAGAACGCCUGGUGUAUCAGACCAUUUGUUUGAGUUACUGAGAAAGGAAGGAAUCCAAAUAACAGAAGAUGAAAUUAUUUUACAAAGAGUAAAAAUUGAAGCUCAAUAUGAGAAGCUAUUAGAUAAGGAAAAAAGUCAGAUCGAGGAAGUAAAAAAGGAAGAACAAUUAAUAAUACCAGAGGAUUUCAAUUAUUCCGAUAGCAGACUUAGUUUACCUAACGAAGCUCGUGAGAUAUUAAGUAAACAUAGACCAGCAUCGAUUGCAAGUGCUUCUAGGAUUCCCGGGGUGAGAUACGCAGCUGUCACUGCUUUAGUUUAUUAUUUGCAAAAAUAUGUUGCAACUGAUAAAAAUGUUUAAAAAGUGAUCAUUCAAGUAAUUUAAAAAUUUCUCAAAGUAUAAAAAAAAUUAAAAAGAUAUUUUCGUUUAAGACAAA